ACAAGCUUUUGUCUCUCAUUCGCAUUCACAUCGCCGCAUCAAGUGCACGUGUUAUUCGCGUUCGAAGUUUAAAUUUAGUGCUAACAAUAUUAAAGAAUAUUUCCCACGAUGCCGUUGAAAAAGGACGAGCUGAUGCAGCGUUUGCGAGUUGUUAACGACAAAUACAUGUACCUGUUGGAAGCGUUCCAAAUUCCGAGCAAAAAUUCAGAUGAUAUCGUAUACAGCGACUUCCUUCUGGACGACGAGGAGUCCGGCACUAGGCCAUUUCCAAAGGCCACCGAAGAAGACGCAGAAGCUCAACGGGAAGCUCGCUUGGAAGUCAUGCAGAACAAAAUCAGUUCGAAAUAUUUACACCGGAAGAGAAAGCAACCAACAGAGGGGAAAGCUACCCGAAAGCAACUGCUAAAGAAAAAGAACGUUGCAAAAUCUCUUCGUAAGGUUCAAAAAAUUGAACAAAGGGUACAGAAGUUCAAGGAAGAGAAAGAACCGAAACCAGAUGCACAACAGCUUGCGAAGAAAUCUGCUGAUCCAACGUUCAAUGCUAUGGGUAAAAUUGUGUUUUCCAAAAUACAGUUUGACGAAAACGACGUGCCGCGCAAGGGAACCGAAACCGAUGCGAAGAAACUGCUCAGGAAGGUUCUGAAUGAAAAGAAAGAAAUGAACGAGCUCAAACUUUCCGGAGAGACCGAGAAGUAUGCGGAAGUUAAGAACAAAAAGGCGUGGGAGCGUGCAACUGCUAAGACGAUGGGCCACAAGGUAAAAGAUGAUCUUGGACUGCUGUCAAAGAGAAUUCACAAGCGCAAAAAGCAGAUCGCCAAAUCGAAACAGGAAUGGGCUCAGCGGAAGGAAAAGAUUGAACACACGAAAAACGCAAAACAGAAGAAACGUACUGAGAACAUCAAAGAACGUGUGGAUAAGAAGAAAAACAAGAAAAUGCAAAAGCUUGCAAAGAAGGGCAGAAUCAUACCAGGGUUUUAAAUCAUAUUAUUUUUUUUUCUGUAAAUGUUGUGCGUGUCAGAACUUAUUGCAAGAGAAAUCCAUGAAAAGUUACAGAAUAAGAUAACGGCUGGCGAAAAGCUUA
Molecule: messenger RNA, 1081 nt
Organism: Aedes aegypti (yellow fever mosquito)
Lineage: Eukaryota; Metazoa; Arthropoda; Insecta; Diptera; Culicidae
Gene: Surf6
Product: surfeit locus protein 6 homolog
Exons: 3
Coding region: 109-978 (289 amino acids)
Biological process (GO): ribosomal large subunit biogenesis; ribosomal small subunit biogenesis
Cellular component (GO): nucleolus
Molecular function (GO): RNA binding; DNA binding
Source: RefSeq, a predicted model, not a curated record